Phyllotreta striolata is the source of this 1454-nucleotide messenger RNA. Lineage: Eukaryota; Metazoa; Arthropoda; Insecta; Coleoptera; Chrysomelidae. The record is from the annotation of a GenBank genome assembly.
ACACUUCAUUUGAGUUUAUAAAAAGAAGAAGUUAGGUUAAGUAACAAAUGUUAUUUAGUUUUAAUAAAUUAUUGAAUAAAAGCAAUAGCUUGAUCAGUUAAUAUUAAUAAUUAAAUAUACGAUGCCUAGUAAAUGUUCAGCAAAAUGUGGUCGAAACGCAGUACUAAAGAGGCCUAAAACAGGGGAUUCGUUAUGUAAAGAAUGCUUUUUCGAAGCAUUCGAAAAUGAAGUUCAUUUUACGGUGACCAAGGCUAAAUUAUUUAAACCUAAUACUACUGUAGCAAUAGGGGCAUCAGGUGGAAAGGAUUCUACGGUUUUAGCUUACGUUUUAAAAUUACUCAAUGAAAAAUACGAUUACAAAUUAAAAUUAUUUCUAUUAUCAAUAGACGAAGGUAUUACAGGGUAUAGAGAUGAUAGUUUAGACACUGUUAAGCAAAAUAGAGACGAUUACGAUAUUCCAUUAAAAAUUCUAUCGUACAAAGACCUUUACGGAUGGACUAUGGACGAAAUUGUAGCCGAAAUUGGAAGAAAAAAUAAUUGUACAUUUUGUGGUGUAUUCAGAAGGCAGGCAUUGGAUCGAGGUGCGAAUUUACUCAAAGUGGAUUACUUGGCAACCGGGCAUAAUGCCGAUGACAUUGCAGAAACUGUAUUAAUGAACAUAUUAAGAGGAGAUGUAGCUAGAUUAAGCAGAUGCACCUCUAUAAUAACGGAUAGCGGUGAUGGCAUUCCUAGAGUUAAACCUCUAAAAUACUGCUACGAAAAAGAAAUUGUAAUGUACGCUUAUUUCCGUAAAUUAGUGUAUUUUUCAACAGAAUGUGUAUUUGCUCCUAACGCCUAUAGAGGUCAUGCAAGAAUACUUCUGAAAGAUCUCGAGAAAAUUGAUCCUGCUGUGAUUAUGAAUAUUAUACAUUCAGGAGAAACGAUGAAAGUUAGUGAACAUUCGAAAAUGCCAACGUUAACGAAAUGUACCCGAUGCGGAUACGUUUCAUCUCAGGAGAUUUGCAAAGCUUGCGUCCUAUUAGAAGGGUUAAAUAAGGGCUUGCCCCGGCUGGGAAUUGGAAAAUCUAGCAAAGUCAAAAGGAUACUAGAAGAAAACGAGAAACUCAAAGGAGCAUCGUGCAAUGGCGAGGACAAUAAAUGCUUAUGCUCGGGUAACGACCUGAAACCCAGCAAAUUUAAUGAUUUAAAAAUUUAGAAACAAUUAAAUAAAAUUUUAUUUUUACAAUUACAACAAAAAACAAAACGUCACGAAAAGUAUAUUCUUAAAAGAUUAAUAGAUGUUAAUUUAAUUACUGUUUGUAAUAAAUCAAAUUCGUCAUGAUGUGUACAUACUUUUAUAUCCCAUAAGCUACAUGUUUGUAAUUUAUUUCUGUUCUACAAAUCGGGCAAUUUUCGGUAAUAUCCGCUGAACAGUCUUCGCACAAGCAAACAUGACCACAUGGAAUUAAUAUCAU